Echinops telfairi (small Madagascar hedgehog) is the source of this 723-nucleotide messenger RNA. It is a transcript of the gene TMCO5A, whose product is annotated as transmembrane and coiled-coil domains 5A. NCBI's taxonomy places the organism in Eukaryota, Metazoa, Chordata, Mammalia, Afrosoricida, Tenrecidae. The transcript has 9 exons. The coding region runs from base 4 to 723 and encodes 239 amino acids. The record is from RefSeq and is a predicted model, not a curated record.
AACAUGGAAAUCUUAAGAUUGGCACAGGCAAAAAGAAAUAUUAACAGCUUGAACAUGGACCUGGAGAGGGAUAUGCAAAGAAUAGAUGAAGCAAACCAGGAUCUUCUUCUCAAGAUCCACGAGAAAGAGAGUGAGAUUCAGAGGAGAAGAAGAAUGGAACACUGGUCCAGAUUUACAAAGAAAAUGCAAAACACACCCUGGUAUGAACAAGGCAAUCUAGAGGAAACUCCGGAAGAGUCCAAGUAUAGGUUGCAACAGCUGGAAAUGUCCUGCACAGAACAAGAGAUGGAGCUGACCAAGAUAAUGGGACACUACACGUUUGUGGUCCAGCUCUGUGAAGACCAGGCCCUCUGCAUAAAGAAGUACCAGGAAACUUUGAGGAAAAUACAAGAAGAACUGGAGACUCGAUUCCUUGAGAGAGAAGUAUCAAAAGCCUUGAGCAUGAACCCUGCAGGAAAGGAGUGUAACCAUCAAAAUGCCGAGGAUAAUGCUGUAAGGAAGAAAGGAAUGAUAUUCUGUAAAAGGAUUUCUCGAUGCCUCUUUUUCACCCUCCUAUUUUUCAUCAGACUUCUGGGCUACAUGUUUUUCCAUAUAAGUUAUAUAAAUCCAGAUCUCCUGAUCAGCAUACUGCCCAGGAUAUUGAACCGGAGCAUUUUGUGGAAGCUAAGAUGUUUCCUCUUUCCAUCUCUCACCCUGGAGACAGAGGACAUGUUACCUCACUGA